Oldenlandia corymbosa var. corymbosa is the source of this 1599-nucleotide messenger RNA. NCBI's taxonomy places the organism in Eukaryota, Viridiplantae, Streptophyta, Magnoliopsida, Gentianales, Rubiaceae. The record is from the annotation of a GenBank genome assembly.
AUGCAUGCAAGGCCAAAGAAUGAGAUUUGGGUGUCCAAUUGGUGCAAUCCAAACAAAUACAUUUCGUAUGCUCUCCAGCUCCUCAAAUAUUCUGAUGCCAAGGAAAUUGUGCUCAAGGCAACGGAAUUAGCUGUUCAAGCAAUUCCAAUUGCUGAAAUACUCAAGAACAAUGUUGCUGGUCUCCAAAGCACAUCGACUGCCACAUCUCUAGUAACAAAUAAACAAAAGGUACCAGAAAUGACAAUUGUUCUGUCGAGCCUAGUGCCAGAGGUUUCAACAACUUAUAGUGAGCCUACCGGCACCAUCAAUGCUGAAAUGAGCCCUGAUAAUCACAGUCUCAAGAAGACAUGGAAAAUUAAAUCAGAUGCUAGGGAUAUUAGAACCUCUUUGUCGAAGGUAAUACUCAGACCGAGCCCUCUCCAAAACUCAUUGAUUCCUACAGAGAUGGUUGAUGUGUGCACUGCUGAGCCCCAAUUGGGUAACACUUUCAUUCCACAUGCCUCUAAAAUUUCUGUUCCUAAAAUUUUUGAAUUGGGUAUGAUAAAUCAGCGACAUACGGCUUAUCCCUGUGUUAAUGCAACUAAAUGGUGGCGGGGUAAAAAGAUCUUCACGUCUGUUAGGCGAGUGAUAUUCAAAAAAUCUGGUGUUAGUUGGUUGGAAAGAUCUGACAAACUUUCAAUUAUUGGCAAGAGAAGCGUAAGUACUAGUCACACCACUAAGGGUCACAAUAUUUCUGAUUUAAGUCAAAAGAGGAAAGCGGAGGCCACUGUAGAAGAUAAUGGGCUACCUUACAAGAGGAGGAUGCUCACGCAUACUUGGGCGCCAGGAUUUAUGGAAACAGAUGCCUCCAUUUCGGCUGGAAUUUCAAACACAAAAUGCACCAAGGUGGUGUUUCAGGAUGCCAAUGUGGUUGUUGCACAAAUCAUUGAGGCAGCUGGCCUAGUCUGGAUGGCCAUUUUUUUGUAUGGUCUGCCUGUUUUUCAGGACAGGACCAAUUUUUGGACUAGAUUGAAUGGUAUCAUCCAAGGUUUUAGCUAUCCUAGCAUUUUAUUAGGUGAUUUUAAUCAAGUGAUUGAUCAAGAAGAUAAGUAUAGUGGAAGGCCAGUGCGUCCUCAGGACACCAGGAACAUUCACCAGUUCCUAACUACUAAUGACCUAGAGGAGCUCAAACAUUUGGGAUAUUGGUAUACUUGGAUCAACAAACGGCAUGGAUCAGAUGUGAUUUUUGAAAGAGACACCCUUCUCUCAGCAAAUUGGAUUCCUAGAAUCCCAAAUCCGAUUAAUGCUCAGUCUGUUUUAUCAACGGCAAACCUUAGAGUUAAUCGCUUCAUCACUCCAUCAGUUCAAUGGAGACUUCAAGCUUUGAGGAACUUCUUUCCGGAUCAUAUCAUCUCAAUCAUCAGUGGAAUCUUCAUUGAUCCAGCAAGGCACAAUCAGAAGGAUUGUUUGCAAUGGAUUCAUACUGAUCAUGGCCACUAUACAGUUAAGACAGGCUAUCAGGUUGCAAUAAAUUCGCUCCUUCCUCAACCUGCUCCUGAUCCUGCACUUGCACAAGCUGAAAAACUAGCUUGGAAAAAACUUUGGCACUCUAAAGUUUAA